Messenger RNA from Ramularia collo-cygni, 1044 nucleotides. RefSeq names its product related to thioredoxin reductase. Gene Ontology annotation, molecular function: oxidoreductase activity. The record is from RefSeq and is a predicted model, not a curated record. The coding region runs from base 1 to 1044 and encodes 347 amino acids. The transcript has a single exon. NCBI's taxonomy places the organism in Eukaryota, Fungi, Ascomycota, Dothideomycetes, Mycosphaerellales, Mycosphaerellaceae.
AUGUCCGACAAAUUUGAUGUUCUCAUCCUAGGAGGCGGACUUGGCGGCCUGAGCGCCGCUCUCAGUCUUGUGCGAACCCUACACACGGCGGUGGUGUUCGAUUCGCAUACCUACCGUAAUCGCAAGGCGAACUGGCUCCACACAAUUCCAGGUUUUGAUGGCAAGGAUCCGGAAGAUUAUCGUGCCGCCGCUCGACAAAACAUCCUUGCCAAGUACAGCACAUGCCAAUUCGCCAACGGCGUGAAGAUUGACCAUGUUGCUCGCAAUGAGGAUUCCGAGUAUGCUUUCACAGCCACGGAUGCCGACGGCCGUCUUUGGCAUGGCAAGAAGCUGAUUCUGGCAAUGGGGAUCCAAGAUGUUCCCAUGGACAUUCCGGGCUACGACGACUGCUGGACCAAGAGCAUCUUCCACUGCCUCGUUCACCGCGGUUACGAAGAGCGUGGAUGUGGCUCUGCAGGCGUGCUCGCUGCCGGUGGCGAUGACAACCUCAAAGCCGCCCGCCACCUCUCGCUGCAGUGUCGUCGCUACACCGAUGGACCCGUCACCGUCUACACGCAUGGAAAUGACGCGCUCGCAGCAGAGUGUGCGAGGGAGCUAGGUCCACUCGGCUUCCACAUUGAGUCGCGAAGUGUCGCAAGCUUCCGCCGACUCGGUCAACAGUCGCAGCUUGCCAUUACCCUCGAAGACGGCACAGUGAAGGAGGAAGGGUUCCUCAUCCACCGUCCACUCCCAUCCAACAACGGCCGCUUCGCCGCACAGCUGGGGGUUGAGACCAAUGAGCAAGGAUUUUACAACACCCGUCCACCAUUCUUCGAGACUACUGUUCCGGGUUGCUUCGCGGCCGGGGAUUGUGCUGAUCCCUUCAAGAUUGGUACUUUUGCAAUCGCUAUGGGUGCUUUCGUCGCCGGUGGCGUGCAAAUGCAAUUGGAUGCUGGGACGGCCGAGACCGCAGGACCUGCUUAUCAGAAGGUCAAGCCAAGUGAGGAGGAGCUGGUCGAGGAGAAGCACGACAGUGGGGCAGAAGACGUAGUCGCCAAAGCGUAG